Oncorhynchus mykiss (rainbow trout) is the source of this 528-nucleotide messenger RNA. The record is from RefSeq and is a predicted model, not a curated record. Lineage: Eukaryota; Metazoa; Chordata; Actinopteri; Salmoniformes; Salmonidae.
UCAUUUCUUCGUUUGCGACAGUCGGUUUUGUCCUGUUUGACAUAUUUUUCAGCGUUGGAAAGACUUGGAAAAAAAGAAAUAAUGAAAACGCUUUUGUCCGUAGUUGCAUUCUGCGUCGUGUUGGUGACCAUAAACGCAAAAGAAUCUCCCCCCAAGGUGCAGGUGUACAGCCGUAACCCAGGGGAAUAUGGGAAGGACAACACCCUGAUCUGUCACGUGAGUGGCUUCCACCCCCCUGACAUCAGCAUCCAGCUCCUGAAGAACGGCGUGGAGAUCCCCGACGCCAAGCAGACAGACCUGGCCUUCGAACAGGGAUGGCAGUUCCACCUCACCAAGAGUGUUGGAUUCACACCAGCCAGCGGAGAGGAGUAUACCUGCAGAGUCCGCCACCUGAAGAAUCUGAAGACCUACACCUGGGAAUCAGAUAUGUAAGGCUUCGGUGUUCAUCGCUGCAGAAUACACCAGCCUCUGAGAAUCUCCACUCCGGACAUUCCUGGGAAUCAUCUCCACAACACUGUCCUGUCUAAA